AAGCGACUCACCACAGUGUAGCCCCGGCCCGAGUUCAAUGGAUCAAACCUCGGCCUCGUUGCUCGUUCGUUGUCGCACGCUACUAUCCCAUCUUUGUUCAGAUUCCCGAUGGCCGCUGUGGGAGUCUCUGUUGUUCGGAAUAACCACCGGAUUGCCAGAUCUCAAAAGUGAUCCGUCCUUUCUGGCCCAUCGCAUACUUGAACACCUUGGUGAAUUGGACGGGACCGUGAUUGCCGCUCCGUUCCGCGACGUCCGCAGUUGGCAGCGCGAAGUAUUUGACUUGACCCCGUCUGAGUCCUAUACGGCUGCUUUCACCAAACUGGUCCUUUUGUUGGAACAGACGAAGUCAUGUUCCGGUAUGGCCCUCUCUGGACACGGACCAAACAUAUCCAUAGAACAGGAGAAUGGCGACUCGAAGAUCUCGAACGCCGAAACCCAUCUGCCUUUAUCCACUGGAGUGAACACGUGUGCGCACACUCAUUCUAGAAGUGGCCUCUUCGGAGUUCGGGUGCCUACAUUCGGUGUGAAUUUCCUUGCCCAAACACUGACGGAGUUCAUUGAGACCAAACUGCAUUUCGCGCUGAGCCUGUUGGUCCUGCUCAUCCGAUAUCAAUUGAACCCGACGCUUCCAGAUUAUACAUACCAGGGAGGUACAGGCAUUCGUGUUCUGUGUGACGACUUAAUAAUGCGAUUAACUCAGUUGAUUCACGCCCUACGAAUCCCACGCUGGCUUGGUCGGACGCGAAUGGCUGCGCUACCGGAGUCCAAAAAGCUAUCUGAAAUUCGGGAACAUUUAAAUAUAUUGGGUCUCGCGCGGAGCGAGUCAAGAGAUGAUCCGAACUGUGAGCUGAUUGAGCUAGACGCGAACAUAGCAACGCAAUUUCCGGGUGCGACGUUACUGGAACAGAUUUUAUUCACUUGGUUAUCCGAAGUUCCUGCGUCACAGUGGUUGCCGGCUACCGAUGAAAAUCACGCCCGUCUGGUGGAGCGUCUCGUCCGACCGUGGGCGCUUCGAUGUGGAGUGUUGUUACCUCGCCUGUCGGUAGAAUUGAAUCCGCUCACCAAUUACGGACUGGGUCUUGCCCGUGUAUAUCGGCAUUUACUUCUCGGUGGACGUGCAUCUGCCUUAAUUCAUCUGAGUCAUUUGCUCGCUCCGUCCGAUCGCACGCCCAUCGACGUUGCUUCCAGACAUUUUGAUUGUGAUGAGGCUGAAUCGGCAAAUGAAGAUGUGGACAGUUGGUAUUGCAAUGUGGACCAUUCCUUGUUGCACUUGUGUGUUGGUCUGGCACGGAUUUGGCUGGACCAACCGGAGCUUGCCAAGGAAGAGUUCAUUGAAGCGUCCACCUGGUUGCAUUGGUACAUAGAGGCUUCUGCUAAUGAGAGCAGCGGUAACAGUUCAAUGGCUCCAUUUUGUCGAUCUGUUGUCACUCCGCCAGGCUUGAACGAAUUGUUGCUAUGCUCCUUGUUUGCCAAAUCGUUUGCCCCGGAUAAGCUCUACUGCACUCCCGUGUAUGGAUUUUCACCAGACGAGGCCCAGCUGCGUUUUCUUAUGAAGGUCAUGCCCGUGCUAGAGGCCAAAGAUUGUGUCGCUCAAGUGAUCAAUUUGGUUGAGUUCGCUUUAAAUCGAUUGGCCAGUGUUCGUCUUGUUCCAAGCGUGAGUGGCGAACUGAGCACAACUAUGCAAGCCCCCUGGUUACGUCGCGUUACCACAGUUUUAACCGGUUUACAUGCUCACCACGACGGUUCAGACGAGGGUUUUCUUUGCGAACCGGUUCCGGAUGAAAAUCUUUUUGAUCGAUCAACGAUGACGGGUAAAUUAUAUAUUCGUCUUGCUGACCUGGAGGCUGCCCUCUGGACCCGCAUGUUCAAGCAUCAGCUUGCAUUGGGUGAUUACACGCGAGCGUUUAUGCUCAUUCGUAGCAACCCGGACUCGGCCAGGUAA
Messenger RNA from Echinostoma caproni, 1942 nucleotides. NCBI's taxonomy places the organism in Eukaryota, Metazoa, Platyhelminthes, Trematoda, Plagiorchiida, Echinostomatidae. The record is from the annotation of a GenBank genome assembly.